This is a messenger RNA of Staurois parvus, 348 nucleotides long. The record is from the annotation of a GenBank genome assembly. Lineage: Eukaryota; Metazoa; Chordata; Amphibia; Anura; Ranidae.
UCAUGCUGCUGCCAGGUCCCAGAGUCUUCAUGUGGUCCCUGUAACUGCCUCCCAUUGCUUGCUGUCUCCAUCGCCACAAUCUCUGCCAAUGUGCCACUUUCAGGUCUCCUCACACUGCUGGUGUGUUCCAUUUUUUGUCAUAGGGUGCUGGCAGAUUACGGGCCUCCCAUAGCUGCUGCCAGGCCCCUAAUCUGCCAUGGGCCCCUAUACCGCCUCCUCAUGCUGCUGCCAGGUCCAGAGUCUCUCAUGGGUCCCUGUACGGCCUCCCAUUGCUGCUGUCUCCAUCGCCACACUCUGCCAUGUGCCACUUUCAGGUCUCCUCACACUGCUGGUGGGUUCCAUUUUUUG